Messenger RNA from Fukomys damarensis (Damara mole-rat), 859 nucleotides. It is a transcript of the gene Rfk, whose product is annotated as riboflavin kinase. Gene Ontology annotation, molecular function: riboflavin kinase activity. The transcript is spliced from 3 exons. The record is from RefSeq and is a predicted model, not a curated record. Lineage: Eukaryota; Metazoa; Chordata; Mammalia; Rodentia; Bathyergidae. Gene Ontology annotation, cellular component: mitochondrion. Bases 194 to 481 code for a protein of 95 amino acids. Gene Ontology annotation, biological process: riboflavin biosynthetic process; FMN biosynthetic process.
GUAAGUGUAAUAAUUUAGAUUAGUCCUUCAUGUGAUUUUCACACACAUUUAAUAUAAAUCUUAGUACACUUGGAAUAUUUCCUUCUGUUAUUUAGCUAACUUUCCUGAACAAGUAGUAGAUAAUCUUCCAGCUGACAUAUCCACUGGCAUUUAUUAUGGCUGGGCCAGUGUUGGAGAUGGAGAUGUUCAUAAGAUGGUGGUGAGCAUCGGAUGGAACCCAUACUACAAGAAUUUGAAAAAAUCCAUGGAAACUCACAUUAUGCAUACCUUCAAGGAGGACUUCUAUGGGGAAAUCCUCAAUGUGGCCAUUGUUGGCUACCUCCGACCAGAAAAGAACUUUGAUUCUUUAGAGUCACUUAUUUCAGCAAUUCAAGGAGAUAUUGAAGAAGCUAAGAAACGUCUAGAUUUGCCAGAACAUUUGAAAAUCAAAGACAACAAUUUCUUCCAGGUUUCAAAAGGCAAUAUUAUGAAGGACCACUAAUGAAAAAUGACCUUAUGUACUCAAAUGCUGUUUUCUAAUGCUUCACUGUUCAUUAUGCAGGGUCAUCUGUUAUAUUUUAAAUUUCCCUAUGCUAUGAAUUAGCUUAAACUAUACAAUAGUGUAGUUACUCAGCUAUGCUUCAACUGUUAAGUUAAAUUAUCAUGCUGUAUUUAAAAAGCUUCUUUUAAAAAUCAAGAUUUUUCUUUAUGUAAUAUGAACCCCACUAGAAAGGUAUUAUCUUACAAUGGAAAUAAAAUGUACUAUAGGAAUGGGUGAAAAGGCAAGUCAGUAGAGAUGAAAACGGUAAUCUUUAUGGUAAGAUAGCAGCAUGUAUGCACUUGUGUAGCAUUUACUGCUGAGUACAGAUGACUUAUAAAA